AAAUAAUAUAAAUUUAAUAAAUAACGCAUGGGACACGCGUUCGAUAAACUUUAACCUUUGACGUUUGUCAGAUCAGAGGGCUGUGAUUGGUCAGCUCACCGAAGGGAACGAUGGUUGCGUCAUCACCAUCGCUACGAUUCCCUACCCAAUGAACAGUUGUAGCUAGCUAAUGCUACCAUACUAUUCUUUACUGGACACACACCAAUGUCACCAUGAAUAUGCAGUAAAACUGAAACAUCUCUGCUGCACGGGAGCCCUUGGAUUGAUGCGGGGCACUACAGGUGGGAAGCAUGCAGCAGAAGCGGAACAUUCAGAUCAUAGAAUGGGAGGACUUGGACAAACGCAAGUUCUACUCAUUUGGGUUAUUCAUGACCAUGGCCAUCCGUGCCACAGUCUACCCGGCCACACUCAUCCGCACCAGACUGCAGGUUCAGAAAGGGAAAUCUCUCUACACUGGGACCUACGAUGCCUUCUGUAAGAUUCUCAGAUCUGAAGGUUUGAGAGGACUCUACAGGGGCUUCAUGGUGAACACGUUCACGCUUAUAUCAGGCCAGGCGUACAUAACCACUUACGAAGUGGUAAGGAACUACGUCUCAAACUAUUCAAAAGACAAUACGCUAAAGUCAUUACUUGCGGGAGGGUCAGCGUCACUGGUGGCCCAGAGCAUUACUGUUCCCAUAGAUGUGAUAUCACAGCAACUCAUGAUGCAGGGCCAAGGGGAACAUCUCACCCGCUUUAAAGUUAAACCCAAAUCAUCAGGAGCAAAACCCUCAAUGUCUUUUGGCCAGACGAGAGACAUUAUCGCACAGAUAUUUGCUGCGGAUGGCGUCCGUGGGUUCUACCGCGGUUAUGUGGCGUCCCUCUUGACCUACAUCCCUAAUAGUGCGGUGUGGUGGCCAUUUUACCACUUUUAUGCAGAACAGUUGUCUAAAAUGGCUCCCAGCGACUGCCCUCAUCUACUACUACAGGCUAUGGCCGGACCUCUAGCAGCUGCUACUGCUUCUACUGUCACCAACCCUAUGGACGUCGUGAGGGCCAGGGUUCAGGUGGAAGGCCGGACGUCAGUCAUUGAGACCUUUAACCAGUUGAUAAGAGAGGAAGGAUUCUGGGGGAUGACCAAGGGCCUCUCUGCUCGCAUCAUCUCCUCCACACCAACAGCAAUAGUCAUGGUGGUUGGUUAUGAAACUCUUAAAAAACUUAGUCUACGACCAGAGCUGGUUGACUCCCGGCACUGGUAAAGAAAACAACUUCCAUUUGACCCUUUCACUCCAUAUUAUUUUAGCCUUUAAAUGUUCUACCUUUUUAUGAUUCAGUGUGACAUGGCAAAUGGAUUUUUUUUGAUGGUCAUCAUUUUUUUUUUUAUAAUAAUUUCAAGCUGUUUGUUACUUUAUUCAGUGGUAAAACACUGCUCAGGUUUUCAAGUAAAAGUUUAACAGCAUAAUGAGAUUUCUGACGCUUUAUAAUGAUGUGAUUGAAAAGAUUGAAUGUUUUAGAGUAUUUUGUGACUAAUUUAUUUAGAAUUAUUGUUUAAGCAGUAUUUUAAAUGUCUUAAUUGUGUCACUGUGUUGUUUUUGGAAACGGAUACAGAACGUUAUUUUAAAAUAGAUUUCAUAAAAUAACAUACAGUUGUCCCCACAAUGUUCUUUUGUCAUGAGUCGUAGUUGUAAAGUAAAUCAAAAGCCACAAGGUGUUCUGUACAAGACAUUCUCAUGUGCAUCCUAUUGUUCCCUGUAUGUGCUUCUCAUUCUGCUGUGGGAUGUUGAUAUGUUGAAAGUUGCCAAAGCUGAGCAGAUAUUCAAAAAGAUUGGUGCAUUUGUUGUUUAAUGAUUCACUCUUAAUAUACCAAGUUGUAUAAA
Molecule: messenger RNA, 1856 nt
Organism: Triplophysa dalaica
Lineage: Eukaryota; Metazoa; Chordata; Actinopteri; Cypriniformes; Nemacheilidae
Gene: slc25a44b
Product: solute carrier family 25 member 44b
Exons: 4
Coding region: 291-1238 (315 amino acids)
Biological process (GO): branched-chain amino acid catabolic process
Cellular component (GO): mitochondrion
Molecular function (GO): branched-chain amino acid transmembrane transporter activity
Source: RefSeq, a predicted model, not a curated record